This is a messenger RNA of Passer domesticus (house sparrow), 1021 nucleotides long. RefSeq names its product msh homeobox 2 (gene MSX2). The record is from RefSeq and is a predicted model, not a curated record. Gene Ontology annotation, cellular component: nucleus. Gene Ontology annotation, biological process: regulation of transcription by RNA polymerase II; embryonic morphogenesis. NCBI's taxonomy places the organism in Eukaryota, Metazoa, Chordata, Aves, Passeriformes, Passeridae. Gene Ontology annotation, molecular function: DNA-binding transcription factor activity, RNA polymerase II-specific; RNA polymerase II transcription regulatory region sequence-specific DNA binding. The transcript is spliced from 2 exons. The coding region runs from base 51 to 830 and encodes 259 amino acids.
CGGGCCCGCUCGCCGCACUCGCCGGGCAGCGCCAGCUCCGCCGCACCGCCAUGGCUUCCCCUCACAAGGCCAAGGACGCCUUCUCCUCCGACGAGGAGGGCGCGGCGCCCGAGGAGCACCGCAAAGUGAAGGUGUCCAGCCUGCCGUUCAGCGUGGAAGCGCUCAUGUCCGACAAGAAGCCGCCCCCCAAGGAGCCGCCGCUGCCCGCGGCCGGCGGCAGCGCGGACGGGGCGGCCGCGGGCACCUCCAGGAACCUGCUGCUGGCGGGCCACGGCUCCCGCGAGGCGCACAGCCCGCCCGGGCCGCUUACAAAAACCUUCGACACCGCCUCGGUCAAGUCGGAGAACUCGGAGGACGGCUCGUCCUGGAUCCCGGCGGAGGCCGGCAGAUAUUCCCCGCCGCCAAGACACCUGAGCCCCACUGCCUGCACCCUGAGGAAGCACAAGACGAACAGGAAGCCCCGGACGCCGUUCACCACCUCGCAGCUGCUGGCUCUGGAGCGCAAGUUCCGCCAGAAGCAGUACCUGUCCAUCGCCGAGAGGGCCGAGUUCUCCAGCUCCCUCAACCUCACAGAGACCCAGGUCAAAAUCUGGUUCCAGAAUCGGAGGGCCAAGGCCAAGAGACUGCAGGAGGCCGAGCUGGAGAAGCUCAAAAUGGCAGCCAAGCCCAUGUUGCCGUCGGGGUUCAGCCUCCCCUUCCCCAUCAACUCCCCCAUCCAGGCUGCCUCCCUGUACGGCACAUCCUACCCUUUUCACAGACCUGUGCUCCCCAUCCCGCCCGUCGGACUCUACGCCACUCCCGUUGGAUACAGCAUGUACCACUUAUCCUAAGAUCCGACAGACAGACAGACAGACAGACUUCCUGGUGGAUCCUGUCCAGCCCUGAGAAGGCAGAACCCCCAACCAGUGCUGGCCAUUCUUUCUGCACGCUUCUAUCUGGCAUCCUGAGUUGGCUGGGAGUUUGCUACGGGUUGGGCGUCUCCUGAGGGUGCUCUGAGCACUCAGAGUCUGCUCCUCUAAGC